Pseudogymnoascus verrucosus is the source of this 581-nucleotide messenger RNA. RefSeq lists its product as uncharacterized. Lineage: Eukaryota; Fungi; Ascomycota; Leotiomycetes; Thelebolales; Thelebolaceae. The record is from RefSeq and is a predicted model, not a curated record. The coding region runs from base 1 to 393 and encodes 130 amino acids. The transcript is spliced from 2 exons.
AUGCUUGACCACACCGGCUUCGCCGUUCCCCCCUCCCAAUAUGAGGCCGUCAUCGCCUUCUAUACCGCCGUCCUGGCUCCUCUCGGGAUCACCCCACAGAUGAACUUCCCCGGCCAGGCCGUCGGGUUCGGCCCCUCCAAGACUGAGGCCCGAUUCUGGGUUUCCUCGAAAGAGGGCGCCACGGAAAAGGCGACAGCAGGUGGGGUGCAUGUCGCGUUCAAGGCGGCGGACCAUGAGGCCGUGCAGAAGUUUCAUGAGGAGGGCCUGAAGGCCGGGGGAACCUGCAAUGGGAAGCCCGGAAUCAGGGCCAUGCACCCGAAUUAUUAUGCGUCGUUUGUGUUGGAUCCGCUGGGGAACAACAUCGAAGCUGUUGACCACAUUCCUCAUGAUUAAAUCGGAGAUGACUGUCGGUCUGGCCUCAUGUCGGUCGGCUGGUUGGCUAGUCGUCGGAGUCUGGGUCUUGGUUUGUGUAUUGCCGUCUGUAUAUUACAGAGGAUCUACUGUUGAUUAUCUCGCUGGGGUGAAAGCUUAUCAUUCUUUAAGUUUCCGAAUAGUGAUAAUCCAAAAGUACAGAGUCCACA